Molecule: messenger RNA, 1162 nt
Organism: Physella acuta
Lineage: Eukaryota; Metazoa; Mollusca; Gastropoda; Physidae
Source: RefSeq, a predicted model, not a curated record
UUUUAACAGGUUGAAACAGCCCCGACGUCUGCUGUUGUCUCAGGGUACUGCUGGUGAGACGAAGAACGGUCUGUAGUGUGUGGCUGUUGACACUGGAAACAUGAGUGCCUCUCAUCAAACCAUGAUGGAUUCUAAUAAGAAGGACUUUAAAGGACCAAACAUAUUUAUUAGAGCUGCAGUCCGCACCUUCGAAGGGUGCUUUGUUCUCUGGUUGGCGCGCUGGAUAUCAGAUUUGACAACGCCAUCUCUUAAAUGUUUGGUUCACAUCCACUCUGAUAACUUGUACAGGGCAAACGUUACAGUAAUGUGCGUGCUAAUUAUUGCCUUUUUCCUCUGGCUGUUUGAAGCUCUAGAUAAACUGGAAGAGAAGGAGCGUAUUAUGAGCAAUAACAACAAAACCCUUUUUAUAAACAUGUCGGGAAACAGAACUGUUUCUUUACACAUCAAUCAGGAACAACUGCAAUCCAUCAUGCAGCAACUUCAGCAAAACACAAGGCAAUGGUAACACCGACGUGGGGCUUUUGUUCCGGCUUGUGUUUUCAAGGUUAAAACAAAUUGUCCAUUCUACUUUAUUUUUUAUCAACAUAUUGCUUUCAAGAACUGAAUUGGCCGAUUGUUCUCUAGAGCUUUGGUUUUCUGAUUGUAAUCUGAAUUGAAGAUUGUUCAUGAAUAAUUGGUCUUGAAAAAAAAAAGAAAUCUAUUAGCUUAUUUUCAAUGGUAAAUUUAUGAUAACCGUAGUAUCACCAACAAACUCAAGAUCGCAUGUUAAUUUUAUUUUAUACCUCACUGUUUAUUAUAGUUUUCCUUUCUAAACUAUAUUUAGCUCAGACAAUAUUGAGAAUUUCUUUUUUUAAAUAACAUAACAUUUUCUCAUGUAAAUAACAUCACAAUUGCUUAUUUAAAGAACAUCACAAUUUCUCAUUUAAAAUCUCAAAAUGUAUAAAAUUCAACAUUAUGAAUUUCCUACUUAGUUUUUAUCACAGUAGGCCUGCUUUUAAAAUGUUUAAAUAUUCUUUUUUUAAAAGUAAAGUUGAUUUAUUUUAAUUUUGUUGUAAUGUAAACCUAUAAUUUUUAUGAAGUUCUUCUUUUACUACCUGCUAUACCAUAUGUAAUUUUUCCCGUUGAAACAGAAAAAAUGGCAAUAAAUAUAAUUAGCUUUCAA